Molecule: messenger RNA, 1706 nt
Organism: Xenopus laevis (African clawed frog)
Lineage: Eukaryota; Metazoa; Chordata; Amphibia; Anura; Pipidae
Gene: cat.3.L
Product: catalase, gene 3 L homeolog
Biological process (GO): response to hydrogen peroxide; hydrogen peroxide catabolic process; response to oxidative stress
Cellular component (GO): cytoplasm; peroxisomal matrix; peroxisome
Molecular function (GO): heme binding; catalase activity
Source: RefSeq, marked predicted
GUUGAGCACCCAACAGCAGCCUAGUGGUUGACACCCUGAAGACUUUCUACCCAGGAUGGCACAGCAGACUCAUCCCAUCUUGACUACAGGAGCCGGAAUCCCCACCGGGGAUAAGCUCAAUGUUCUGACGGCCGGCCCCCGGGGGCCAAUGCUGAUGCAGGAUGUGGUGUUCACCGAUGAGAUGGCGCAUUUUGACCGGGAAAGGAUUCCAGAAAGAGUUGUACAUGCAAAAGGAGCGGGAGCGUUCGGGUAUUUCGAGGUGACACACGACAUCACAAAGUACUGCAGGGCCAAGGUGUUUGAAAAAGUUGGGAAAAGGACGGACGUUGCAGUGAGAUUUUCAACAGUUGCUGGGGAAGCAGGAUCAGCAGAUACUGUCCGUGACCCUCGGGGUUUCGCAGUGAAAUUCUACACGGAAGAAGGAAUCUGGGACCUGGUUGGAAACAACAUCCCCAUUUUCUUCCUCAGAGAUCCCAUGAUGUUUCCAUCGUUCAUCCACAGUCAGAAGAGAAACCCACAGACACACCUGAAGGAUCCGGAUACAGUUUGGGAUUUCUGGAGCCUGCGUCCGGAGACUCUGCAUCAGGUGACUUUCCUGUUCAGUGACCGCGGAAUCCCAGAUGGACACAGACAUAUGAAUGGCUACGGGUCUCACACGUUCAAGCUUGUGAAUGCAGAAGGAAAUGCAGUUUACUGCAAGUUUCAUUAUAAGACGGAUCAAGGGAUUAAGAAUCUUUCAGUAGAAGAAGCUGACAGACUGGUGGUGAGUGACCCAGAUUACGGCAUCAGAGACCUAUUCCAGGCCAUCGCCAAGAAGAACUUCCCAUCUUGGACCAUGUACAUCCAGGUCAUGACCUUCGAGGAAGCAGAGAAAUGUCCUUUCAAUCCAUUUGACCUCACUAAGGUCUGGCCGCACAAAGAUUACCCACUCAUCCCCAUCGGCAAACUGGUACUGAACAGGAACCCAGAGAACUACUUUGCCGAGGUGGAACAGAUUGCAUUCGACCCAAGCCACAUGCCCCCUGGGAUUGAAGCGAGCCCGGAUAAAAUGUUACAGGGUCGCCUGUUCUCAUACCCGGAUACUCACCGGUAUCGCUUGGGACCAAACUACUUGCACCUUCCUGUCAACUGUCCCCGGGGAGUGAAAGUGGCUCAUUACCAGCGGGAUGGGCCCAUGUGCAUGUUUAAUACCCCUAGCCAUAUGCCGAAUUACUAUCCAAACAGCUUCAGUUCCCCACGGGAUGAUCCAAAGUGCAAAGACUCCACGUUUGUGGCCUCAGGAGAUGUGGAUCGACAUGACUGCAGUGAUGAGGACAAUGUGUCUCAGGUGAGAGCAUUCUACACUCAGACUCUGACUGAAGAGGAGCGUCAGCGACUGUGCGAGAAUCUCGCCCGAAACUUAAGUGAAGCUCAGAUCUUCAUCCAAGAAAGAGCUGUUAAAAAUUUCAGUAACAUUCACCCAGAUUAUGGUGCGGAUAUAAAGGCCCUGCUGGAUAAAUUUAACGCUGAAGGUGGAAAGAAGGAGACGUUGCACAACUACAUUUGUCAUAAAGCCGCCCGGGUGUAACCGUGAGCACAUUGCCCGGAGAAACAGCGGUGGGUCAAAAGUCUUGCACCCAAAGGGAGAGGAAAUCCCUCUAGUCAAUAACAAAUAUAUUUCUUUAUUCUUUCUUGCAGCAGUUACAAUAAAUUGAUGUAAAACUAAA